AUGGGUGUCAUGGAAGAUCAAUUGCAGCGCCUCGGCAGCGUCCUCGACUCUCUUGAUGCCCGCGUAAAGAAGCUCGAGCAACAUCCCACCCUGGGCGGCUCUAGCACGGCGCAAGAGAUUCGCAUGAUCCUGAUAGGUCCUCCCGGUGCCGGCAAGGGCACCCAGGCCCCCAAGAUCAAGGAAAAGUUCAACUGCUGUCAUCUGGCUACCGGUGACAUGCUCCGCUCUCAAGUCGCCAAGAAGACUCCCCUCGGCCGCGAGGCCAAGAAGAUCAUGGACCAAGGUGGUUUGGUCAGCGACGAGAUCGUCAUUGGCAUGAUCAAGGAAGAGCUGGACACCAACGUCGAGUGUAAGGGAGGAUUCAUCCUUGAUGGCUUCCCCAGGACCGUGCCGCAAGCCCAGUCCCUCGACGCCAUGCUGCAGCAGCGCAACCAGAAGCUCCAGCACGCCGUUGAGCUGCAGAUCGACGACGCCCUGCUCGUCGCCCGCAUUACUGGCCGCCUCGUGCACCCGGCAUCGGGCCGCUCUUACCACACCACCUUCAACCCUCCCAAGAAGCCUAUGACUGACGACGUGACCGGCGAGCCGCUGAUCCAGCGUUCCGAUGACAAUGCCGAGGCCCUCAAGAAGCGCCUCGCUACCUACCACUCCCAGACUGCUCCCGUCGUCGACUACUACCGCAAGACUGGCAUCUGGAAGCCCGUCGACGCCUCCCAGGAGCCUGGUGCCGUUUGGAAGAGCUUGCUCAACAUAUUUGACGGCGACGCCAAGAAGGCCAACUCUGCAGGCGGCGGCAUCCUCGACAAGCUUGCCGCCUCGGGCCGUUAA
Molecule: messenger RNA, 828 nt
Organism: Pyricularia pennisetigena
Lineage: Eukaryota; Fungi; Ascomycota; Sordariomycetes; Magnaporthales; Pyriculariaceae
Exons: 4
Coding region: 1-828 (275 amino acids)
Biological process (GO): ADP biosynthetic process
Cellular component (GO): mitochondrion; cytoplasm
Molecular function (GO): ATP binding; AMP kinase activity
Source: RefSeq, a predicted model, not a curated record